AUUAGGUAUAUAAUAAUAUCCUGCUCCAUGUCACAAGGUUUUGAAAAGUAAAGCAGAACAUCAACAGCAAAAAAAUCUUACCUGUUUACCCAACAUUCUCAGAAUAUUAUAAUGCUGCAAACCAUUCCAAAAAAUCAACAACCUUUACCUUGCUCAGCAAGAACCUGAUGAAGUCCUUCUGAAGCCACGCCCACUGUGUGUGCCGCUCUAUUUAAACACUGCCCAAACCCAGGAGCGUUAUUCUGAACUCUGAGCUAAUUAACAGAGAGCCGAGGUGUCUGUGUUCCUGACAAACAUGUCUGUGAUUAGCCUGCUCCUAGCACACACCUCCACGGUGUCUCUGGCUUUAGUUUUAACUGGUUUUAUAUUUUUAUACUUUUACUGGAAAUCCUCCAAGUCGUCUAAUUACAGCUUCCCCCCCGGCCCGCCGGCUCUACCUGUUAUUGGGAACCUGAACAUUCUGGACCUGCACCGGCCGUACAAAACGCUGAGUAAGCUCUCAGAGACGUACGGCAAUGUGUUCACCUUCCACAUGGGUCCCAAGAAGUAUGUGGUUUUGACAGGCUAUGAGGCAGUCAAGGAGGCUCUAGUAACCCAAGCAGACGACUUCUCAGAGAGAGGCCAGACGCAAAUUACAGAAAAGUUCUCUAAAGGCGGGAAUGGUAUUCUCUUCGGUAAGGGGGAGUCUUGGAAGGUGAUGCGUCGAUUCACCCUCUCCACUCUGCGGGACUUUGGGAUGGGGAAGAAGACCACUGAGGACCGGAUCAUCGAGGAGUCCCAGAGACUGGUGGAGGUCUUCCAGUCCCACAAAGGAAAACCCUUUGACCCCCAAAUCAUCAUCAACUCUGCUGUCUCCAACAUCAUCUGCUCCAUCGUGUUCGGAGACCGCUUCGACUACAGCGAUGCACAGUUCCUGAAUCUGCAAAGAAUUGUGAAUGAGAACAUCAGGCUGAUUGUGAGCCCCAAGACACAGCUGUAUAACAUGUUUCCUUUCUUGGGCAUCUUCCUGUCUGAUCACAAGACGUUUCAUGCAAAUCGAAUAAUGUUUCAGAAGUACAUUAUAAACACAUAUAAGGAUCGUGAAGACACUGUGGACAGCAAUGACCUGAGGAGCUUCAUCGACACGUUCAUCUCCAGGCAGAGAGAAGAGGAGGCCAGAAACUCCAAGUAUUUCCACCAGGAUAACUUGGCCGCCACCGCAGGGAACUUGUUUGCUGCAGGGACUGAGACCACCUCUACCACCCUGCGCUGGGGGCUGCUGCUCAUGAUGAAGUACCCCCACAUUCAGGACAAAGUUCAGGAGGAGAUUGAGAGUGUGAUUGGGAGGGACCGCCCCCCGCAGGUCGAGGACAGGAAGAGCAUGCCCUACAUGGACGCCGUGCUGCAUGAGAUCCUGAGAGUGGGCAACUUGGUGCCCAUGAACCUGCUGCACGAGACCACAGGGGACACCACCUUCCGGGGGUACAGGAUACCCAAGGGUACCCCGGUGAUCCCGCUACUCUCCUCCGUGCUCUCUGAUAAGACACAGUGGGAGACCCCUCACCAGUUCAACCCCAACCACUUCCUGGACGCGCAGGGCAAGUUUGUCAAGAGAGACGCCUUCAUGCCCUUCUCAGCAGGUCGGAGGGUGUGUCUUGGAGAGACCCUUGCCAAGGUGGAGCUCUUCCUCUUCUUCACCAUGCUCCUGCAGAAGUUUCACUUCCGCCCGCCCCAGGAGGUCAGCCCUGAGCAACUGGACCUCACCCCCACCCCUGGAAUCACCUCCAGCCCCCAGCCCUUCCAACUGUGCGCCCUGAGCCACUGAGAGACCCUGUGAUACUGCAACCCUGCCUUACUGCAUCUGCUAGACCUUACUACAGCCACUGACCCCUCCCACUGGACCCUUCAGCCAUUGAGACCCCUCAGCCAGAGAGACCCAACCUGACUGCAGCCACGAGAACCCUCAAACAGGAUUGGACUGUUGGCCAAAUGAUAAAUGUUAAAGGGAAAGUCUCAUGUAAAUCAUUUGUUGGCUUAGUAACAGUUCAACUGUCCACACAGGUUUUAGGAACUAAAUAAAAAAAUAUUGGCACUAACCUUUUCAGUUGGAGCCUCCUGCUGUUGCUCCCAAAGUCCCGGCCUCCCAGCGCCUCUGUGUCAUUGUGGCGGUCCUGGCUGGGCAGAGCCUUCACAGGCCCUGUCUUGCAGUUGAGGGAUUCCGUAUCAGUUAAACCAGCGGAGAUGAUUCUCUUCUCCUCGAUGUCUACAAAGCACCGCUCUGUGUAGCAUGGCGGUGCAGUCACCUUGAGCUGUGGCACAGAUGCCCUUGAGCUGCGCACAGCCUCCCAGGGCACGUCCCCCACCCAAUCCGGACCUCCCAAUUGGCUCAGCCCCGGAGGAGCCUACCUGCUCGAUUGGUUGCCUAGCAACACAUCUCCUGUUCCGCGUCCCAGCUGCACACAUUUGCGCUAGAACCAGCGACAGGGCCCUCUGUCACAAGCCUCCAGGUUUCUGUCUCGCUACAUUAUAAUUUUGCAACCUGAGAGCUCAUCUGUUUGAAAUGCAGGGUGUUUUCUUUUUUUUUGUAUUCCUUGACCUAACUGCUGCUUUUGAUACCCUAGAUCAUAACAUUCUUCUUGACUGCCUUCAGCAGUAUGCUGGCAUCUCUGGAACCUGUCUCUCUUGGCUGUCCUUUCACUUAUCUAACCUGGUCACUUGCGGUGUCCCUCAGGGGUCUGUUCCUGGGCCUCUUCUCUUCAACAUUUACAUGCUUCCCUUGGGUCACCUCACCCGCCAACAUAGCUUCACGUUUCACUCCUAUGCUGACGACACCCAGCUAUAUAAAAUAAAGAUCGAUUGAUUGAUUGACUGUCCUGUACAAUACGGGACGGUUGGUCACCUACCCUGAGGGGUCCUGCAUUGCCAGUAUCACUCACAACCCUGUCGUUGUUUGUCACCAGUUGUUUGUAUGAUAUCAUAUUGUACACUUACGUGUUAUUAAUUUUAAUAAAGUGCAAUCGGACAUGGAGGAUAUUUUAUGACAAAAUAAAUGAAUAAAUAAGCACGACUAUAUAUUUUUUAAUUUCUAUAUUUAUUUAGUAUUCAUUCACAAAAUUGAGUUGGGUAGCGUUAGCUCAGCCUUCAGGCCUACUUCCAGCAAUUAAUUGCAAGGGAACUCUUGUGAUUGGCUGGAUAUAUUUGGAUAUACGUUAACCGCAGAUGCACAGUUAAAGACAACAAACAAACAAA
Messenger RNA from Polyodon spathula (Mississippi paddlefish), 3228 nucleotides. Its product is annotated as cytochrome P450 2K1-like. The transcript is spliced from 9 exons. The coding region runs from base 296 to 1804 and encodes 502 amino acids. Gene Ontology annotation, molecular function: oxidoreductase activity, acting on paired donors, with incorporation or reduction of molecular oxygen, reduced flavin or flavoprotein as one donor, and incorporation of one atom of oxygen; heme binding; iron ion binding. The record is from RefSeq and is a predicted model, not a curated record. Gene Ontology annotation, cellular component: cytoplasm; intracellular membrane-bounded organelle. NCBI's taxonomy places the organism in Eukaryota, Metazoa, Chordata, Actinopteri, Acipenseriformes, Polyodontidae. Gene Ontology annotation, biological process: xenobiotic metabolic process.